CACAAGUUUCCCUAAAACGCUCGGCCAGAGAGAUUGCACAGGUGAAAUAGUGGGAAAGUGAUCAAUAUACCGACGGCAUGGAGUGCGGACGGUCGUAGGAGCCUCUGGACGAGAAAAUCGAGCGUCGGAAAAAAAAACACUGUGUGUGCCUACUGUGCUAUAGCAAUGUACUGUGCCGCUUGUUCGCUCUCACACCCCGAUCUAGAGGCCUUGGGAUAGCAACAUGCACACAUUUCUAAGGAGGUGUGCCCGAUUCGAGAUUGUUGUUAACCCGGCCGUCUUGAUUUCCGCGUGUACGGAUGGUUUUUCACGACGUUUGCGGACAUUUUACAUUCAUUUAUCGGUUCUGCGUAUGGGAUUUAUUUAAAAUAUGAAAUAAUGUACUGGCCACAAUGGAUCGGCGCGGCAAUAGUUUUCCACGUGUGUUUGAGCGUGUCACCACCCCCGACCGACGAUAACAAUGUUUUGCACAUCGGCGGUAUCUUCCCCAUCAAUGGCAAGGGCGGCUGGCAGGGCGGACAGGCGUGCAUGCCCGCCGCCAAUUUGGCCCUGGAGGACGUCAACAGGAGGAAGGAUCUCCUGCCGGGGUAUUCGCUCAAGCUGCACAGCAACGACAGCGAGUGCGAACCCGGUUUGGCUGCCAGCGUCAUGUAUAAUCUGCUUUACAACAAGCCCCAGAAGCUGAUGUUACUUGCCGGAUGUAGCACUGUGUGUACCACCGUGGCUGAGGCGGCCAAAAUGUGGAACUUGGUAGUGUUGUGUUACGGCGCGAGUUCGCCGGCCCUUUCCGACCGAAACCGCUUUCCUACCCUCUUUCGCACGCAUCCAUCGGCAACGGUCCACAAUCCUACGAGGAUCAAGCUGAUGAAAAAAUUCGGAUGGUCGAGGGUGGCGAUCUUGCAGCAAGCCGAAGAAGUGUUUAUUUCGACGGUGGAGGAUUUGGAGACGAGAUGCAUGGAGGCUAAUAUCGAGAUUGUGACGAGACAGUCGUUUUUGAGUGAUCCGACGGACGCGGUGAAGAAUCUCAAGAGACAGGAUGCGAGGGUAAUCGUUGGUUUGUUCUACGUGGUGGCGGCGAGGAGGGUGCUUUGUGAGCUGUAUAAGCAGAAGCUGUAUGGGAAGUCGUAUACUUGGUUUUUUAUCGGUUGGUACGAGGAUAAUUGGUUCGAGGUGAAUCUUGAAGAAGAGAACAUCGAAUGUAGUUUGGAGCAGAUGAGAGAAGCAGCAGAGGGUCAUCUCACCACGGAAGCGCUUAUGUGGAAUCAGAAUCUCAACGAAAGGACCAUCUCGGGGAUGACCUCGGAGGACUUCCGGUUGCGACUGAAUCAAGUUUUGCGGAAAGAAGGAUACAAGAUCGAUAACCAACGCUAUCCUGAAGGAUAUCAGGAAGCUCCUUUGGCCUACGACGCUGUCUGGUCGGUCGCAUUAGCGUUUAAUAAAACCAUGGAUCGUCUGCACAAAUAUGGCAAAAGCUUGAAGGAAUUUAAUUACAACAAUAAGGAAAUUGCUGACGACAUUUAUUCAGCCAUCAACUCAACUCAAUUCUUAGGAAUCUCCGGUUACGUAGCCUUCAGUUCACAGGGAGACCGGAUCGCCCUUACUCAAAUAGAACAAGUUAUAAAUGGUAACUAUGUGGUACUGGGCUAUUACGACACACAAGCAGAUAACCUGUCUUGGUUCGAUCGGGAGGUUUGGCAUGGUGGAAAAGUGCCUCAAGACAGAACAAUCAUACGAACUGUAUUACGGACUGUUACCUUGCCACUUUUUAUUUGCAUGUGUGUUAUUUCGAGUGCGGGUAUAGUCAUUGCGAUCGGUUUGGUCGUUUUCAAUAUUUGGAAUAACCAUAGAAGAGUAAUCCAGUCUUCGCAUCCAGUAUGCAAUACAAUAAUGCUUUUCGGAAUUGUAGUAUGCUUAACGGCCGUUUUCCUCCUCGGUUUAGAUGGUAGAUUCGUAUCCCCAGGUGCCUAUCCCGCCAUUUGUCAAACAAGAGCGUGGCUCUUAUCCACGGGAUUCACGCUUUCGUUCGGCGCCAUGUUUAGUAAAGUAUGGAGAGUGCAUAGACUCACCACCAAAGCCAAAAGUGAUCCCAAAGUCAGAACGAAAAAGGUUGAGCCGUGGAAGUUGUAUUCGAUGGUCUCCGGCCUACUGGUGGUAGAUUUUGUGAUAAUGGUAGCUUGGCAACUCCACGAUCCUCUGCAAAGACGCAUCGAGCAAUUUCCCUUGGAAGACCCUGAGUCAUCAAGUGAUGAUUCAAAGAUAAGACCCGAGUUGGAACACUGCGAAAGUCACCAUAACAAUGUUUGGUUGUCUGUUAUCUACGCUUAUAAGGGCUUGGUUUUGAUAUUUGGGUUAUUCCUCGCAUAUGAGACACGGUCUGUGAAAGUGAAGCAGAUAAACGAUUCUAGAUACGUUGGGAUGAGUAUAUACAAUGUGGUGAUACUUUGUUUGAUAACUGCACCGGUGACUAUGGUCAUAGGGAGUCAGCAAGACGCUAGUUUUGCCUUUGUUGCUCUCGCCAUAGUAUUUUGUUGUUUUCUCAGUAUGGCGCUUAUUUUCGUGCCUAAGGUGAUUGAAGUAAUCCGACACCCAAAGGAUAAGGCUGAAAGCAAGUACAAUCCAGACGCUGGAAUUUCGAAAGAAGAUGAAGAGCGUUACCAGAAACUUUUGAAUGAGAAUGAAGACUUGCAACGACUCAUUUCUCAGAAGGAGGAGAAGAUUAAACUGUUGAAAGAGAAAUUGGCGGAAAAAGAGGCCAAGAGUGGUGUGACGCCUUCGACGUUGACCCAAGGUAAGGAGACGCUUAUCGUGGCGGACUUCAUUACAGACGCCGGCACCUCCGAUUCCGCCUUCGGGGGUGGUCUUUCAAUAUAUACGCGAUCGUCGAGGUGCAGUCAAUCAGAUAUCGAAUUUAGUGAAAGUUAUCUAUGAGACAAGAAUUAAAAUCAUAAAAUGCACAAAUAAAUUAUUAUUAUAGAUGAUAAUGUGCCUACCUCGUUAACCAUUUUCUGUUAAAUAAUAUUGUUAAAAGGUAUGUUCACAUAAAGUAUAAUUAGACUAAAAAUAAAUAAAAAAGUUAACUUUGCUUUUUGCUUAAUUUUUUUUGUUUUUUAACAAGCGGAACAUUUUGUCAACUGAUCAAAAGACUAAACUUAAAUUAAAAUAAAUGAAAAUAUUUUUACAAAUUUAGAAUAACAGAUUUGUUGCAAUUGUGACAAUAAUUCUGGCAUUCAAUUAAACUUAUUGAUUUUGCUCCAACUCCUCUAACAAAUUAAAUUAAAUCAAUUUGAUUAAAAUCUGUCGUAGACAAUCUUAUGCUAACUACAAAAAUAUCAACAUUUAUAAUCAUCAACGCACAUUAGGCCCUUAUAACCCAGUCAAUUAUCUACCUGCAUGGCACCCUUUUUGAAAAUCUAUACAUUCGUGUAACUCCACUUCUUUUUGUUCCGGUUAAAUGUCAAAAUAGGUCGAGGGCUCCGAAACUAAAUUCGUUUCUGAUUCGACUGCAUGCUUAGUUAAAUCGUAGUUCUAGUCAAGUAGUUCAAUCUCGUUAUAACAUAAAGAGUGAAAGAAAAAUGUCUUUUUCUCCCAAAAUACCUGAUUUUAUGUUGUAACGAGAUGUGUGGUAGUGUUUGCUGAGAAAUUUUGGGAGUGAGAUAUUUUUCUUUUUCGACAGAUACUAAAGACGAACGCAUUUAGUCUUCGAGUCACACUAAAGAAGAACUAAAGGUCAUAGGUAGGUAUACCAGAGAGGAUUUUAUCGAAAAAUACGCAAUCGAACCAGUUUUGGUUGUAGCAAACUGGUUCUAAAUUCGACAAAACCCUCUCUCAUAUUUAUUUUUUGAAUUAGGUAAUUAUUGUUAAGACAAUAUGAAAUUGUGUAAAAAGUGAUACACAAACUGUCAUGCGACAGGUUUUUUAAGUCAAUUCACACGAAUCUUUAGUCAGGGAUUUUCGUUUUGUGACUAGUGGACGAUUUAGUUCUCAUUUCUAGUUUUUGGUGUUUUUUCUUUGACUAUUCGUGCCGUAGUAACAAAGAUUGUGAGCUAAGAUUUCUUAGCAAAUUGUUACCUUAUAGUGAGAAAAAAAUCGCUCAAUGUGUUUUAGUGAUAAAUUUAGGGACUUUUCGUUUGACGCUGUUUUCAAUUUCAUUUUGUUGCUCAACAGAAACGUUCCAAGCAACUGCUUUUUGUAUUUAAAUGUUUUAGAUAAAAAAAAAUGAAUUACAUAAUAGGGCAUUUUUGGUACAGAGCUUUAUUAUGAUUGACACUUUAAUAAAUUCUAAAUGUUGUGAUAGAAAAGUUAGUGAUAAAAAUAAGACGCGGUGCUUGGAAAUAAUCUGUAAUAAAUCUACGCCUGACUUUUAUUGGGAUUUAUUUUUGUCAGGUUGGUCACGACGGUGGCACCAACCUUACAAAAGUCUAGGGUGUAGACUAAUGUUGGUUAUUUUAAUUUUGUAGUCAUUCGAAAUCCAGGACCGUACUGGUUUUGUGUUAGUGAAUGGGAUAAUAAUUUCGUAGAGUUAGAAUUUUUGUAGUUUAAUGUUAUAACGAGAUGGACAUUUUUCAUUUGAUUAUUUUAGUGAAAAUAUUCUAAAGAGGUUGUACUGAUAACAAACAAUGAAUACAUGUUUUUUGCAAUUCUUAAAUGUUAUUGGCACGUUGCAGCGUUUGCAACAUAUCAAGUUUUGGUUUACCCAACGCUGGAAUUGCCAAAUUCUGUUCCCGGAGCUCUGAUUUAAUUUUUAGCAAUAGUUGAAUUGUUAUGCCAUAAUAGCUGUAACCCUAAAUUUAAUGUCUAGCAAUAUUAUUACGUGUUAGUUGUUAAAAAAUGCUCUAAGUAUGUUAUUUGCUACUUGAUUUUAUUACACGUUAUCUUGGUUUUGUUUCCAACGAUGAGAAAAUUAAAAUCGUUAAAGCAACUUCCAUUUUCACGUUCUAGUCUAUAGGAUACACUCUACACAAAAUACAAUAAUGUUUCUCAUUUGAAAGUUGUUUUAAUGAAGUUUAUUAAACGCACGAUUGUUGCAAUCGUACGUUAGUGAGACGAAGAAAUGAAGAUACGAAGAAAAGGGAAGAAAUAUGAUUGUAAAGAAACGGUCAUACCCCAUUACGGCUCAAAAUGAGGUAUGACUGGACUUAGUAUAUAAGUACACUUUAUGUUAGUUAAAUGACAAACUGUUUAUUGAUACUAUUAUGUAAGUACAUAAGAUGAAUAAGUAUUGAAUAGUACUAUACAUUGCAGUUUUACUGUCAAAAUAUGUGUUCAAAAACCCAAUCAGCUACCUAAUCUUAUGUCAAAUUAAAA
Molecule: messenger RNA, 5304 nt
Organism: Tribolium madens (black flour beetle)
Lineage: Eukaryota; Metazoa; Arthropoda; Insecta; Coleoptera; Tenebrionidae
Gene: GABA-B-R1
Product: gamma-aminobutyric acid type B receptor subunit 1
Exons: 13
Coding region: 379-2928 (849 amino acids)
Biological process (GO): gamma-aminobutyric acid signaling pathway; G protein-coupled receptor signaling pathway
Cellular component (GO): G protein-coupled receptor heterodimeric complex; membrane
Molecular function (GO): G protein-coupled GABA receptor activity
Source: RefSeq, a predicted model, not a curated record